AUGCCGAGAGCUAAAUCAUUUCCGCAUUGUGCCGUUUCAAAGUGUGAAACUAAAUAUGAUGGACGAAUUAGUUUCUUCAGAUUCCCCAAGGAGAACAGGGAAAGGUACUUUGAGUGGUUGAAGUUAUGUGGAAGAUUAGACCUGAUUGAGAUUGACAAGGAUUGCAAUAAUUUCCAUAUCACAAAAGCGGAUACUGUAAUAUUCCAAAAUAAUUGA
Molecule: messenger RNA, 216 nt
Organism: Phaedon cochleariae (mustard beetle)
Lineage: Eukaryota; Metazoa; Arthropoda; Insecta; Coleoptera; Chrysomelidae
Source: the annotation of a GenBank genome assembly